AUGAUCGUCCGGUGGCCAAAAAUGGUGCGACCUGCCAGCGGGUUGCUGCUGUUCGUGAUGCUGUUUGCCGUUUGCUUCGAUUUAUCCGGCGGCUGGCGAUAUGAUAGACUGCCUAGACUGUAUGGAGACAAGGUGCCGACGAAGGCAAUUUUGCCGCGUUUGCGCAAAGUUCAGAGGCGGAUCGUGAUGCUGCACGACUCGUAUCGUACCAAGGUGGUGCCACCGGCCGCGAAUAUGCUAAGUAUGAAAUGGCACCACGGAGCGGCUCGAUCGGCACAGAAAUGGGCAAACCAGUGUCGUGCGCUGACCCACGAUACGGCAAAGGGACGCUGGAUUGACAACUUCGGUGCGUGUGGCCAGAACAUCUUCGUUUCGACUCACCGAGUGCCCUGGUUAUUCGCGCUUAGGACGUGGUUUUUGGAGCGACACAACUUCACGUACGGUUCGAGCCGAAACAAUCUGGAAAGCGUCGGACACUACACGCAGAUGGUGUGGGCUGCCACGCAUAAGGUUGGCUGCGGGUUGACCAAGUGCGCAAAGGGUGGCCCCCGAGGGAAGCCGUUCUACAACUACGUCUGCAACUACUGUCCCAUCGGAAACUACGAGGAGAAACUUGGCUUACCCUACAAGCGCGGGCGACCCUGCGGAACCUGCAUGCCAAACUGUUUGUCCCGGAAAGUGAGACUCUGCACUAAUGCGUGCAAUACGGCGGAUCUGUGGGCGAACUGUCGCGAUCUCUACCGAACCUGGCCUGGUUGGCUGUGUAAUACGGCCACCUCGGAGGGGUUGGAGCGUCAACGGAACUGUGCGGCCACCUGCACCUGCCACGGCAAGAUACAUGACUGAAUUCCGUGGGGGAACCGCAAACCGGAACGUCCUUGUACAGCGUGGGGACGAUGCCAUCGACGGUUGUGUCUGGUGCCAUUUCGAGGAAAAAGCCCGAGAGAAAGCGACGUGUGUCCUUGAAGGAUACGGCCGAUAGUGUGUUGCUGCAAUAUUGCGUGUGAUGGGGAUGCAAAUGAUGACCGCUGGGAAGAAUUUGCGUGUUAAACUAAGUAUUAAUGCCCCACGGGUUAAAAGCGCGAGUGUUGUAGAAGAACGAAACCCUUCCAGCAAAAAUGUGUAAUCUCGUUGUGAUGUACAUAGGAUUGAGCCAAAAUA
Messenger RNA from Anopheles nili, 1161 nucleotides. Its product is annotated as cysteine-rich venom protein-like. The record is from RefSeq and is a predicted model, not a curated record. Gene Ontology annotation, cellular component: extracellular region. The transcript is spliced from 6 exons. Bases 1 to 846 code for a protein of 281 amino acids. NCBI's taxonomy places the organism in Eukaryota, Metazoa, Arthropoda, Insecta, Diptera, Culicidae.